This is a messenger RNA of Adineta ricciae, 1089 nucleotides long. Lineage: Eukaryota; Metazoa; Rotifera; Eurotatoria; Adinetida; Adinetidae. The record is from the annotation of a GenBank genome assembly.
AUGCAAUCGAUCGAUUUCACUUUAGUCGUCGGUAAUGAAUGUGAGCAUAUAUUAUCCAUUAUGCGUGUAAUAGACGAAUCCGAAGUUCAUCAUGUUACAUUAACAACUGUGUCUUGGAUACCCGACAAUACAUAUGUCUUCAUCAAUGAUGCAAUGCGACAACGACUUGAUCUAGGCUUGAGGAAAGCAUUACCAUUAGACAACUUUAGUUCUUCUAUGAGUGAUAUUGCUUUUCCUGAUCGUUCUUAUUCAACAUGUCAACCGAUUUUUUUUUCUCCUGACGCUUAUAAUGAUGUUACUUUAUCGUUUGCCACUCCUAUUCUGAUUCCUGAUUUGCCUGUUGAUAUUGUAAUAGGUACACAGCUUUUCAAGAACAGCAAGAAGAAAGAGCGAGAGAAGCGAAUCGAAAUGCAUAUCGAAAUCUUCUGCCAAAAAUUUCCAAAUUAUACAGUUAAGACGACUGUCGGCGAUAAAAAAAUACAUCAAUGGCUUGGUGAUCAAUGGGGUAUUCUAUUUUCUCAUCCAGCAGAUUACACACCGGUUUGUACCACUGAACUGGCGCGUGCGGCAAAACUUGCACCUGAAUUCGCUAAACGAAAUACAAAGCUCAUCGGUUUAUCCUGUGAUACAGUUGAACUUCAUCGCGAAUGGAUAAAAGAUAUUCAUGCAUAUGCAGGCAUCACGGAUCAAUGUUCUGAACAGUUUCCGUUUCCAAUUAUCGACGACAGUGAUCGCGCUUUAGCUACAAAGCUGGGCAUGAUCGAUCCAGUUGAAACCGAUAACGAAGGUAUAGCACUGACUGCUCGCUCUGUAUUUUAUAUUGGGCCAGACAAAAAAGUCAAGGCCAUGCUUUUGUAUCCGGCGACCAGUGGACGAAACUUCGACGAAAUCCUUCGACUCCUCGAUUCACUCCAACUAUCCGCCAAAUUUCCAAUUGCAACACCAGUCGACUGGAAGCCCGGCGAUGAAGUUAUGGUGCCACCGAACGUUAGUGAGAACACUAUAAAGGAGAAACUGCCCAACGGAAUUCAAGUCAAGUGUAAUCUUCCGAGCGGAAAGGGUUACAUUCGAACCACAACUCUACAAUAA